ACGUCAUGCUCAGUCUGUGUCACUUUUCUCACAAACUACUCAAUAUAGCGCGGCAGAAACCCCAUUUUUUACUACGCGGUAUGUCUGCGGCCCCCUUGAGCCGCCUCUGUGACAAAAUCGCCAUCGUAACCGGCUCCACAGACGGGAUCGGCUUCGCUAUCGCUCGACGGUUCGCCCAGGAAGGCGCCCACGUGAUUAUCAGCAGCCGCAAACAAAAAAACGUCGAUGCCGCUGUGGGUAAACUGCAGUCCGAAGGGCUCAAAGUCAGCGGUUUGGUUUGUCACGUUUCUAAUUCCGAAGAUCGGCAAAAAUUGUACGCGCGAGCUCGGGAUUUAGGGGGGCUAGAUAUAGUCGUGUCUAAUGCGGCUGUCAACCCCUCGCUAGCCCCCGUUCUCGAUUGCGAUGAAAAAGCCUGGGAUAAGAUUUUUGAGGUGAACGUCAAGGCGUCGUUCAUGUUAGCCAAGGAAAGUUUGUGUUUGUUGAAACAACGCAAAAGUGGACGGAUUAUUUUUAUUUCGUCGAUUGGAGGUUUCCAGCCUUGUGAGCCGUUUGAAGAUUUAGGGGCCUAUUCUGUGAGUAAGACGGCGCUUGUGGGGUUGACGAAGGCCGCAGCGACUCAAUUGGCGAAGGAUCAAAUUACAGUAAACGCAAUAGCGCCGGGAAUUGUGCAGACGAAAUUUUCCAAAAUCCUUGUGGAUGACGAUCACAAGAAAAAUAGGGUGUUGGCACGUGUCCCUAUGGGAAGGUUAGCACAGCCGCAAGACAUCGCCGCAGCAGCUGCUUUUUUAGCGUCAGACGACGCGAGUUAUAUCACCGGCGAAACUAUAAUAGUGGCUGGGGGAAUGCCGUCAAGACUAUAAUUUUAACCAACCAUUGUCCGUUUUCGCCCCCUCGCUCGAACUUCCUCUAGUUUAAUAAACACUUCUUUAAAGCCUGA
Molecule: messenger RNA, 937 nt
Organism: Zophobas morio
Lineage: Eukaryota; Metazoa; Arthropoda; Insecta; Coleoptera; Tenebrionidae
Product: dehydrogenase/reductase SDR family member 4-like
Exons: 6
Coding region: 6-860 (284 amino acids)
Molecular function (GO): carbonyl reductase (NADPH) activity
Source: RefSeq, a predicted model, not a curated record